Molecule: messenger RNA, 1580 nt
Organism: Dissoconium aciculare CBS 342.82
Lineage: Eukaryota; Fungi; Ascomycota; Dothideomycetes; Mycosphaerellales; Dissoconiaceae
Exons: 5
Coding region: 1-1413 (470 amino acids)
Source: RefSeq, a predicted model, not a curated record
AUGCUUGGUCAAAUUGAUACAAGCGACUAUCUCGGGCGCCUUGAGGUGUUCCGCAAGAGCGAUGCCGAGCGCGAUGCAUUACUCCAAGAAGUCGAGCAGACCGCCGACUACAAUAACGAAAAGGACUCCCGUCGCUUAUGGCAGAGUAAAGCGAACACCUCUCAGAGGCUCCUAGAUCAGCAUAACAAACAAUCGGCCACGAGUAACUUUGCUGUGGCUUUGAUCGAUGGUGAUGGGGCGUUGUUUCAAGACUAUCUUUAUAAACAAGGUACAAAUGGUGGCGCGGAAGCUGCAGGUCUUCUGCAUACCGAAAUUCAGAGCCACCUCCAGACCAUCUAUCCUGAUGGUAAUGUUGGCGAUUGGAAUAUCGUCGUGCAGGUCUUUUGUAAUCUACAAGGAUUGACUGCGGCUCUAUUGAGAGCCGGUAUCAUUAGUAACCAUACCGACUUGUCCGAGUUCGGCAGAUCUUUCGGACUCGCUCGACCACUCUUCAAUUUCAUCGAUGUCGGGACGGGUAAAGAACGUGCCGACCACAAGAUCAGAGAGACGCUUCGACUGUAUCUCCCUAUCUCGCAGUGUAAACACGUUCUAUUCGCACCUUGUCAUGACAAUGGCUACCUACCCGUGCUGGAAUCCUAUCGCAUGGAUCCGGCCAUGAAGACUCGUAUCACGCUUGUCGAGACAAAACCUCGUGAGCCGGGUUACGCGAAGCUGGGGUUCGGCAUGAUCUCGAUGCCAAACGUCUUCCGUUCGGAUGAUAUAGUGGUGCCAACACGAAGCAUCGUUAUGCCUACUGUCCCAAAAGCUCUAGCGACCCGGCCGACUCCUCCUUCGAGCAUAGCACAUACGGCAAACUCAGAGAAGUCGGCGAGCUCGGCGCCAAUCAACAACGUCACCAACGGCGCCACAGGCUCGUGGGCGACAGUUGGGAAGUCCGGAGCCGCCACAAAGACUAUCGACAUCUCUUCGCAGAAGCCGCAGAAGAACAAGUAUCUUUUACUUAACGCCUACGACGAGCGUCUCGAUGAACCACUGCCUCGUCCGGACCCACUCGCGGAGGCUCGUUUCGCCGACACCGUGAAGCAACAUGGGAAGAAUCUCUGCAACGCCCAUCACCUGUCCGGACAUUGCCCGGCCGGGGAGUGGUGCGAUUACGCGCACUUGAAGAAGCUCACCCAAGGCGAGAUGCUGGUCUUGAAGCACAAGUCUCGUGGGCGACAGUGCCCGAAGAAGCUCGACUGUCGCGACAUCGACUGCACGUACGGCCACAACUGCAAGUUCGCAGGGAAUUGCCACUCCCCUAAUUGUCACUUCUACGGCACACAUGAUAUCGAUAUGGAACCUGCGCAGAAAUUAUACGAUGACGGAAACCUAGAGUGGAUCGCCUCAUAUCUCGAGAAGAACCGGAAGUAAUGGGUCUGGGGAGAUCAUGCUAUAGUGUCACAUAGCAGCGCUUCGAGGCGUCAGGGUGGAGUCGGUAGCCUGAGCGCAUCAAUGGUGCGCAUCAAGAUUGUGCAGCACAUAGUCCUAGGUACUGUCUAAAUCAAUAUAGCUGAUUCGACAUUUAUACAUGCUGUCAG